AUGAAGGUCCGUGUCCAACUCUUUAUCAAAUUCCAUGUGAAUACAGAGUACAGAGUACUCCGUACGGAGUACAUAUUCAAGAUUUCACAACUAAAGGUAAUGGACUGUUACAAGUACAAUCAGAUUCUCUGUUCCUCGCAGAAAUUACUUGACGUCCUACUAAAGAUCAUAAGCAACAAAAGUUCCCACCCUGCAGUAGCGGGUGCACAACUGGUUAGUACCUCGGCCGUUCAGAUGCUUCACCGUAACCUAAAAUUGCCUCCAAACUGUUUGGGCCUUCGGCGAUAUCUCGGCGUAUGGCGGCAAACCAGGGUGAAUAGGAAACAAAAUUCGGAUUAA
This is a messenger RNA of Coccidioides immitis RS, 339 nucleotides long. RefSeq lists its product as uncharacterized. The record is from RefSeq and is a predicted model, not a curated record. The transcript has 2 exons. Bases 1 to 339 code for a protein of 112 amino acids. Lineage: Eukaryota; Fungi; Ascomycota; Eurotiomycetes; Onygenales; Onygenaceae.